Messenger RNA from Cannabis sativa, 723 nucleotides. RefSeq names its product phosphatidyl-N-methylethanolamine N-methyltransferase. Lineage: Eukaryota; Viridiplantae; Streptophyta; Magnoliopsida; Rosales; Cannabaceae. The transcript is spliced from 2 exons. The coding region runs from base 79 to 573 and encodes 164 amino acids. The record is from RefSeq and is a predicted model, not a curated record. Gene Ontology annotation, molecular function: S-adenosylmethionine-dependent methyltransferase activity. Gene Ontology annotation, biological process: phosphatidylcholine biosynthetic process.
UCAAAUGUGUUAAGAGAAAAAGAAAAAAAAAAAAAUCAGAACUUUCCCGAGAAAGUGAAAAGGAAAACAGUAGAGAAAAUGGGGAUAGCGGCAGGUAUUGGAGUAAUCCUACCAUUCCCAUUCUACUAUUGGUUAUGGAGUUAUCCACAAACAUGGGUAGACUUGUGUGGGAAAGCUCGAGACCCAUCAAAAGUGAUGGCUUUGGUCUCUCAUUUCAUCAAGCUAAUCCAGUUCAUCUCUCUCUUCUCAGUCUCAACCCUUUCAUGGCCUCCACCUCUCUACUUUUGGCCCCUUAUUGCAUUUGGCCAGUUUCUCAAUUUCAGGGUGUAUCAAUUACUUGGUGAAUCUGGGACUUACUAUGGAGUAAGAUUUGGGAAGAAGAUUCCAUGGGUGACAGAAUUCCCAUUUGGGUAUAUACAAGAUCCUCAGUAUGUAGGAAGCAUUAUGAGUUUAUUGGCUUGUUCAUCUUGGGUGCCCUUUCAAUAUAUUCUUCUGUGGACACUAGGAUAUGUGUUCAUGAUAAUCAUAGAAUCAAAGGAAGAUCCUAACACUCGUGCCAACCCAAUCUCUUAAGCUGCAACAAAACAACUGUAGUUCAAUAAGAAUAAAGCCAUAUGAUAUCACUUUUUUUGUUUUUAUGUUGUAUGGAUAGGCUAACACUUUAGUAUUUUCAAAGUUUAGUUUAUUAAUUACUUUUCUUCUCAAAAAGCUAUAUUUAUGAGA